GCCAGUGCAGUGGUCUCUGUGUUCAGAGAGAGACGCCGAGCGGCAGCAUGGCCUCCAUCAGAGAUGAGGGGGGUCUGCAGGAGGAGCUCACCUGUCCCGUGUGCCGGGACGUGUUCGUGGAUCCGCACCUGCUGCCGUGCGGCCACAGCGUGUGCCUGACCUGCGUGCCGGAGGGGCGGAGGCAGCGUUUCUGCUGUCCCGUGUGCCGGGAGGAGCACGGCGCCGGGGUCUCGCUGCGCAAGAACUACAAGCUGGCCAACAUCUCGCUGGAGUACCUGCGGCGUGGCCAGCCCGGCGCCAAGCUGCUGCCGGAGGUGCAGUGUGACUGCUGCCCCGGCGACCAGGCGGCCGUGCAGACCUGCCUGCGCUGCGAGGUGUCGCUCUGCGCAGACCACCUGCAGCCGCACCUGCAGCGCCCCGCCUUCCGCAGCCACCUGCUGGUGCGGCCGCUCGAGGACCUGUCCCAGCGCAGGUGCCCCGAGCACGACGAGCUCUUCCGCUACUACUGCACGGACGAGGGCGUCUACGUCUGCACCGACUGCGUGGUGGAGGGCAAGCACUCCGGCCACCAGCUGAAGAGUCUGAAGAGGAUGGAGAGGGACCUGAAGACUGUCCUGCAGGCCCGUCUACAGAAAACAGAGGAGAAACUUAGAGAGAGCGACAGGGUCCUUAAGGAACACAAGAAUAUGGAUCGUACCAUUAUGGGAGCCACGUUGGCGGACUCGCAGGUGGAGCGGCUGGGGGUGAGUCUGCAGGCGCAGGUGGAGCGUCUGGUGGGGGCUCUGAGGGACAGCGCUACACUGGAGCGGCAGCAGGCUCUGCUCAGGCUGCGGGGGGAUUACAGCCGCGUGACCCGGGACAUGAACCACACCGAGGGCAUCCACAAAUACCUCAGCGCCCUGCUGGACGAGAGAGACCCCUUCCUGCUGAUCUGGGCUUUUCAGUCUGAGGAUAAAAAGAUCAGUUCGGAGCUGGACUCGCCCCUCUUCAGCCCCGAGCCCGUCUCCCUGGACAGGAAGCGAGCGCUGGACAACAUCGAGAGCAGAUACAACGAGUUCAUCGCUGAGACGCUCAGGUGUCUGAACGAGCUGAAGAGAGACUUUGCUGCCAGUCAGCUGACGCUGGACCUGAACUCCGCCCACCCGCUCCUCAGCAUCUCCCGAGACCUGCGGUCUGCCGUGCGCACAAAGGCCCGCCUCCCCUGCCCCGCCCACCCCGAGCGCUUUGACCACUGGGCGCAGGUGCUGACGGCUCAGAGCUUCACUUCGGGCACGCACUACUGGGAGCUGGAGGCGGAGGGAUACUGGGACAUCGCCGUGACCUACCGCAGCAUCGGCCGCAAGGGGAAGGAGGGCACCGCCUUCGGGAACAACCAGCUGUCCUGGAGCCUGACGCGGCAGGACGACGGGAUGCUGGCCGUGUGGCACGACAGGCAGAGAACGCCGCUGUCCGUCACCCUGACCGGCAGCCGCGUGGGCGUGGCCCUGGACUACAGCACCGGCACCAUCACCUUCUCAGAGGCGGGAUCCACGCUCACCCAUCUGCACACCUUCAGCACCACCUUCACCCAGCCCGUCUGCCUGGGCUCCGGCCUGUACAAGGCCCAGCUGCACAGCAGGGUCACCAUCCUCAACACACACCUCAACACUGAACACACACCUCAACACUGAACACACUCCUCAGCAC
Molecule: messenger RNA, 1686 nt
Organism: Megalops cyprinoides (Indo-Pacific tarpon)
Lineage: Eukaryota; Metazoa; Chordata; Actinopteri; Elopiformes; Megalopidae
Product: E3 ubiquitin-protein ligase TRIM11-like
Exons: 6
Coding region: 48-1670 (540 amino acids)
Molecular function (GO): protein binding; zinc ion binding
Source: RefSeq, a predicted model, not a curated record